AACAACAAGAUGAAACCUUGCUCCUGUGACACCUUUGUGGCAUUACCUCCAGCAACAGUUGGUAACAGGAUUAUUUUUGGAAAAAAUUCAGAUAGGCUCUGUGAUGAAGUUCAAGAGGUAGUUUAUUUUCCUGCUGCAGUUCAUGAUAACGUGGAAGAACAUCUUAAGUGUACUUACAUAGAAAUUGUGCAAGUGCCUGAGACAUAUGCUGUUGUCCUUAGUCGUCCAGCGUGGUUGUGGGGGGCAGAAAUGGGAGCCAAUGAACAUGGCGUUUGCAUUGGGAACGAAGCCGUGUGGGGAAGAGAAGAAGUCAGUGAUGAAGAGGCUCUCCUGGGCAUGGACCUUGUCAGGCUUGGCCUUGAAAGAGCUGAUACAGCGGAAAAAGCCCUCAGUGUCAUUGUUGAUUUGUUAGAAAGAUAUGGCCAGGGUGGAAAUUGUACAGAGGGUGGUAUGGAAUUCAGUUACCACAACAGCUUCCUGAUAGCUGAUAGGAAUGAAGCUUGGAUUUUGGAGACAGCAGGGAAGUACUGGGCAGCAGAAAAAGUACAAGAGGGAGUUCGUAAUAUCUCGAAUCAGUUGUCAGUAACAACUAAGAUUGAUCGGGAGCAUCCUGACAUGAGAAACUAUGCUAAGCAGAAAGGUUGGUGGGAUGGUAAAAAGGAGUUUGAUUUUGCUGCAACAUAUUCAUAUCUUGACACAGCCAAGAUGACAACUUCUUCAGGCAGAUACUGUGAAGGUUACAAACUUCUGAAUAAACAUAGAGGAAACAUAACUUUUGAAACAAUGAUGGACAUUCUCCGCGAUAAACCAAGUGGCAUUAAUAUGGAAGGAGGGUUCCUGACCACUGCCAGCAUGGUUUCCAUUCUACCUCAGGACUCCAGUAUUCCUUGCAUUCACUUCUUUACAGGGACCCCUGAUCCUGAGAGAUCUAUAUUUAAACCUUUCCUAUUUGUGCCAAAUAUUUCACAACUAUUGGAAACCAGCUCACCAACAUUUGAACUUGAAGAUCCAGUGAAAAAGAAGUCACAACCUAGGAUUAGACCUGACAGAAGACACCCACUCUACCAAAAUCAUCAACAGGCAUUGAAAGUUAAAGAGAAUGAUAAGGAAAAAGCCAACAAAAUGAUGGAUGACAUGAGAAAACUGGAGAAAGGACUGUUCAAAGAGAUGGAAACAAUCCUUGAAAACAAAUGUAUUGAUGUGGAUAAAGUUGUUAAUCUCUUUUCUCAGUGUGUAAAAGAUGAAAUAAAAAUUUACAAGUCAAAUAUUAAUCCUUAG
This is a messenger RNA of Elephantulus edwardii (Cape elephant shrew), 1278 nucleotides long. It is a transcript of the gene SCRN3, whose product is annotated as secernin 3. The transcript is spliced from 7 exons. Gene Ontology annotation, biological process: proteolysis. Gene Ontology annotation, molecular function: dipeptidase activity; cysteine-type exopeptidase activity. NCBI's taxonomy places the organism in Eukaryota, Metazoa, Chordata, Mammalia, Macroscelidea, Macroscelididae. The record is from RefSeq and is a predicted model, not a curated record. Bases 10 to 1278 code for a protein of 422 amino acids.